CUCCCCUCUCCACACUCCUCCGCCGCCAUAAAUUUGCAACUCCCAGCUCGUCCGCUGCCGCUUUCUCUUCCGCAAUCUCGUCUCGGGCCGCAAGAUCCACCCCGUGCAAGUCGAGUUGCUGUUGACGCCAGCAGCCUCCUGCCGACAUGGCGCUUGUUUUGCAUUCCGGAAGCGGCAACAAGAAUGCCUUUAAGGCACUUAUUGCUGCAGAAUUCUGUGGUGUCAAGGUUGAACUCGCUAAGAACUUUGAGAUGGGUGUCUCAAACAAAACACCCGAAUUUAUCAAGAUGAAUCCCCUCGGGAAGGUUCCGGUUCUGGAGACUCCUGAUGGUGCUGUUUUUGAGAGCAAUGCUAUUGCACGCUAUGUUGCUCGCUCAAAGGGUGACAGCCCUCUAUUUGGAGGUUCUCUUAUUGAUUAUGCACAUGUUGAGCAGUGGAUGGACUUCUCUGCCACAGAGAUUGAUGGCAAUAUUGCUAGGUGGUUGUAUCCAAGACUUGGAUAUAUGCCUUAUGUGCCUGCAUCUGAGGAAAUCGGCAUUGCUGGAUUGAAGAGGUCGCUUGGUGCUUUGAACACACAUCUGGCCUCCACCACCUUUCUUGUUGGACAUUCUGUCACUCUAGCUGAUAUCACGAUGACAUGCAAUCUCUACCAUGGCUUUGCACGGCUCUUGACCAAGACUUUCACAUCUGAGUUCCCUCAUGUUGAGAGGUACUUCUGGACCAUGGUGAACCAGCCUAACUUCAAGAAGGUUAUUGGUGAGGUCAAGCAGGCAGAGGCUGUACCUCCUGUUCAGAAGAAGCCUGCUCCUGCUAAGGAGCCAAAGGCGAAGGAAGUUAAGGCUCCUAAGGAGGCCCCAAAGCCAGUGGUUGAUGCAGCAGAGGAAGAGGCACCAAAGCCAAAGCCCAAAAAUCCACUUGAUCUACUGCCACCGAGCAAGAUGGUACUUGAUGACUGGAAGAGGUUAUACUCAAACACAAAGACCAACUUCCGUGAGGUUGCCAUUAAAGGAUUCUGGGACAUGUAUGACCCAGAGGGUUACUCUCUCUGGUUCUGUGACUACAAAUACCAGGACGAGAACACUGUAUCAUACGUGACCCUGAACAAGGUUGGUGGGUUCCUGCAGCGGAUGGAUCUGUGCCGCAAAUAUGCAUUCGGCAAAAUGCUUGUCAUUGGCACUGAGGCGCCCUUCAAGGUCAAGGGACUCUGGCUCUUCCGUGGCCAAGACAUCCCCAAGUUUGUCAUGGACGAGGUCUACGACAUGGAGCUCUAUGAGUGGACCAAGGUUGACAUCUCCGACGAGGCCCAGAAGGAGCGUGUCAGCGCCAUGAUUGAGGACCUUGAGCCAUUUGAGGGCCAGGCCUUGCUGGACGCCAAGUGCUUCAAGUGAUCGGUGCAGUUCGAACAAGACAGAGGUGACAAAGAAUAUCUAGGACUUGAAUUCAGUGUUGAAACCAUUGAUGUUUUUUUUGGAAGAGUUUGCUUGUUACUUAUGCCUAUUUGACCUGGUGAACUGGUUAAAUUUUGUGAUAUGUCCGAGUUUUUGGGUAUCCGUUUAGCUGUGCUGCUGUGUUAUGGUAUGAGGAUUGAGGAUAAUGCAUUUGCAUCUGCAGUUUUCUGCUGUUACUCUGUAACAGUUAAAAGCUGGAAGUGCAACUUGA
Brachypodium distachyon (stiff brome) is the source of this 1659-nucleotide messenger RNA. Its product is annotated as elongation factor 1-gamma 3. The transcript is spliced from 7 exons. The record is from RefSeq and is a predicted model, not a curated record. The coding region runs from base 147 to 1388 and encodes 413 amino acids. Gene Ontology annotation, biological process: translational elongation. Gene Ontology annotation, molecular function: glutathione transferase activity; translation elongation factor activity. NCBI's taxonomy places the organism in Eukaryota, Viridiplantae, Streptophyta, Magnoliopsida, Poales, Poaceae.